Messenger RNA from Trypanosoma brucei brucei TREU927, 903 nucleotides. RefSeq lists its product as hypothetical. The transcript has a single exon. Lineage: Eukaryota; Euglenozoa; Kinetoplastea; Trypanosomatida; Trypanosomatidae. The record is from RefSeq and is a predicted model, not a curated record. The coding region runs from base 1 to 903 and encodes 300 amino acids.
AUGGGCCACACCGAACACCGUGCUGCUUUUAACCGACGAGAGGUAGUCGAGCUCCAACAGCGCUUAACGAGUUUUCUUCUCAUCUUCACUGCCGUCGCUAUCGCUUUUGUCGUGCUGGUUGCGUCGAUGCAAACGAGGGUGGCAACGUGCCAGACACAAGCAAGUAUGGCAAUUCACAGCAUGUACGGCCGGUUCGGCUCAAAUAACAGUACCGUGCUGGAUACAAUUGUUGCUUCUCUCGGUAUUAGUGGUGUACGAGUCGUACCCGUGGAAGUCGCCGCAAGUCAUCAGGCCAUAAAGCUUGAUGUUUUCGACACGUCCCAAGCGACGCUGCAGAGUGCAGGCUUUCGUCUCGCGCGACAGUCGGGCCUUGCCUCAGUUGUACUGUGGAAAUUGUUGUACAUUGAUCAUUCUCUGUGUGACCCCGAGCGCACAAUAUCGAUGGAGGCCCUCCCGAACGUGGACUAUGAGAAAGCUUCGUACCGCGUGAAGGCGAUUACUGUCGACAACACGCGGUUAUUUUUGUACGAAACCAAUGUUGCCACGAAGGAUAAGGAUCGUAUUACCACAUUUUCGCAGCUCCAGUCUGUGUUUCCUGGUUUCAAUUCAAAGGUCGGAACGCCGCACAUGAUCCUGACCAAAUCUCUAAGUAUAGAGCCCGAAUUUGUGGCGGAGCUUUACCGGGGCUCCACAUCCCUUAGUGUUGAACUCCGUGUGGAGAAAAUACAGCAAGUGGACAACCAUACUCCCAUCUGGCGCAUCCUUGUUGUAGCGCGAAGUCCACAAGCGGAGCAGAAUUUCCACAGGGUUCAUAAAGUCGUUGCAAAUGCAUUAGCUGGCGUAGGAGCGUUGUGCAACAAGGAGGGCUGUGGCACGAGCAUUGUCGACGAGUUCUUCUUGUGA